AUGGAUCCCUUCACAGAUUUUUCUCCAGAGGACAUAGAAGCUACUUUAGGUGAUAAUUGUGAACUAGACUAUUUUUUAGAAGAAAAGGAUUUGUUCCCAGCCUUUCUAGAUCAGCUUUUUUCUGGCAAUUCUUUCUUCACUCCUGAAAACCUUUCCAGUCCUUGUAAGUCUUCUUCUUCAGGUGUCGACCGUAUUGAUGAUAAACUCCCUUUAUCAUGUAUGCCUGAACAACUUAAUGAUAAAUCACCAUGUACAUCAAAUCACAAGAAUAAGAUCCCUAGUUUAGCAGCAAGGAGAUUGCAAUAUAAGAAGAAUUUGCUAGCGGAGAAGAGGCGGCGAGAGACUCUUAACAAGCAAUUCAUUGCCCUAUCUACAAUUCUUCCUGGCAUCACAAAGACCGACAGAAUUUCAAUCAUGGGAGAAGCUCUCAAAUACAUCAAUCAGCUGAAAGAAGAGAACAACAAAUUAAAGCAAUAUAAUCCAAAUCAAGCUGUGGUUGUGAAGAAGUCACAGGUUCAUGAGGAACAACACAGUUGUUCUAUCAGUAAAAGUUCUUCUGUUUGCUCUGACGAACAGCUUCCUGAGAUUGAAGUCAGAAUGUAUGAAAAGAAAAUCCUUCUGACAAUUAGAUGUGAGAAAGAGAAAGAUGUCCUUGCAAACAUACUUUCUGAGAUUGAAAAGCUCAACUUGACUGUAAUUAGUGGUAACAUCAUGCCAUUUGUGGGAAUAACUUACGAGAUUAUCAUUGUUGCAGAGGUAAUCCCAGUUUACAAUCCAAUGAUUAAAGGUCUGUGUUCAAUCCUUAUAUUGAGAAAAGAAAAAAGGUCUCAUGAGAAAACUGGAGGAAUAAAAAAGGUCUUUGUUCACCGUAGAACUGCUGUAUGUUCUUCACUUAUAAUGUUAUAUUGA
Messenger RNA from Coffea arabica (coffee), 909 nucleotides. RefSeq names its product transcription factor bHLH19-like. NCBI's taxonomy places the organism in Eukaryota, Viridiplantae, Streptophyta, Magnoliopsida, Gentianales, Rubiaceae. The record is from RefSeq and is a predicted model, not a curated record. Gene Ontology annotation, molecular function: protein dimerization activity.